GAUGCCCAGCUCUGCCUGCGAAGCAGGAGGUAUAAAUAGGAGGCCGAGGGCUGGAGGAGGCAGCCCGGGAGCAAGCCGAGAGCCGAAGGGAGUAGGAAAGACUCAUUAGUGCAAGCAAGCGGCAGAGCCGGGUGCAGCCUCAGCCUGGAGCCAGCGGGUCCCCCACCAUGCGCCGCAGCGGCCCGCUUUAGCUACUCCAUGGAGUCGGGCAACUUCUACGAGGCGGACUCGCGGCCCCCCCAGAGCAGCGCCCUCCAGCCGCACGCCCUGCAGCCAGCGCAGCAGCAGCAGCAGCGCCACCAGCCCGCUUCUCCCGCCGGGGCGCACCCGCACCUGCCCUCCGCCGGCGCCUACGGCUACCUGGCCUCGGAGCUGCCUGACAUCUGCGAGCACGAGAACUCCAUCGACCUGAGCGCCUACAUCGACCCGAGCGCCUUCAACGACGAGUUCCUGGCCGACCUCUUCCAGCACAACAAGCAGGAACGCGCCGCUAAGACCGGCCUGGAGUACGGCGUCGGAUCCGGGAUGCCGGGCGUCGGCUUCCCGCAAGGCGGCCCGCUCUACGGCUACGCGGACAAGCUGGAGGCCGGCGCGGCCUACGAGCGCCUGGCCGGUGGACCGCCGCUGCCCGGCCUGCGCCCGCUGCUCAUCAAGCAGGAACCCCACGAGGACGACGAGGCGGCGGCCCUGGCCGCCCUCUACCCGCCGCCGGCCGGGCCCAACUGCAGCCACCUCCAGUACCAGGUCGCGCACUGCGCUCAGACGACGGUGCAUCUGCAGCCCGGCGGGCAGCCCACACCGCCCCCCACGCCUGCGCCGAGCCCCCACGGCGGAGCCCACCACCCUCACCACGCGCAGCACCCGCACCACGCGCACCGGCUCCACGCGGCGGGCGGCGGGGCCGCGUCGUCGGGCAAGUCCAAGAAGCUGCUGGACAAGAGCAGCAGCGAAUACCGCGUGCGCCGCGAGCGCAACAACAUUGCCGUGCGCAAGAGCCGCGACAAAGCCAAGCAGCGCAACGCUGAGACGCAGCAGAAGGUGCUGGAGCUGAGCAACGAUAACGAGCGGCUCCGCAAGCGCGUCGAGCAGCUCAGCCGAGAGCUGGAGACCCUGCGCGGCAUCUUCCGACAGCUGCCCGAGAGCUCGCUCGUCAAAGCCAUGGGCAGCUGCGCCUGAGCGCGCGCCCCAACAGAGCCGGACUCCGACCCGCGCCGCCGCCGAGAAGGGCUGCUCGCUAGUGCGCUCUCCACUCUUCUCUCUCUCUCUGUUUCUUGCCAGCAGCAAGGGCUCUGAAGCGCUCGCCCGGGGAAGCUGCGGCGCGCAGACUAUGGUGGGAGCCCUUCUUGCCCGCAAGUAGGUGCCGGGGCGCACAUCGGGGGCGCGUGAGAAAAUCAACCCCUUGCCUACGUUGGGGCUAAAAUAAAAAAAAAAUCCUCAGUCUGGCCCCAUUUGCAGGGUGCAGAGCCAAAUGCGCAGGACUUUUGUGCCUUAGACGGGGAGGCGGCCCCCAACAACAGCCUGGUAGGGUCUUUCUCCUGAAAUCUGAACUCUUCCCAGGACUUGCCAGGUGGUAUUUUGAAAUCGGGUGCGCCCCCCCCCCCGCCCCGGAAUGUCAGUGCCUGGCAGAUCCUGGGCUGCCUGGUUCGAACUCUGCGAUCUCUCAAGCUUCCAGAAAUCGGACUGGAGCGAGUUUGUGGCGGAAUGGAAGGAGCAGAGACGUUUUCCUGAUGCGCCUGUUGAUGCUUUGGGGGUUGGGGAGUCUCUAGGGGUGAGGAGGAAAGCAGUGUGCAAUGGGGGAUUCUGCUGCUACUUUUCAAAAAGAAUUCCCCCUCCACCUCUACCUUAACAAGGCUGAGAGGCAGGUUGGGGAAAGGAGAGGGGGGCAUGAUUUCUCUCCAUUACCACGUUGUUCAACCCCACCCUGGACUGAAAUUCGGGACUCAAAGGGAAACGGUCACCCCAGAAGGCAGCUUUGGGAUGGGAGGGGUCUUUCCUACCCAAGCGAAGAGCAGCAUUUUUGGCCUGCGCUGUAUGCUAAUGGUGGCAAAACCCCAAACUGAAGGACCUCUGGAUGCGGGUAUUGACUGAUCUAACCCUCCAAGUUCUCUCCCUCCUUUCCUUUAUCCCGCCUGUGCCUUCUGUACUGUGAAAGCCAAGAAGGGGUCCCCUUGGUGUCUGCUGACCCUUCUUUUUAUUAAUGUUAUUAUUAUUAUUUUGUAUUUUAUUGCUUUGAUCCUUGCCAUCUCACCAGCUGGAACUAGUGGUGUCCUGUCUCUUAGAAAAGAAAAAGUAAUAAUCCUGCUGGCUUCCUUGACGGUGAAAGCCAACUUUGGAGUUGCUUCUGUAAUUCCAGCAAGUGUGACCUGCCUGGGAUUCCCACCUGAAGGCAGGCAGAGAGAGAGAGUCUCAUAGGCUUGUUGUUGACUUGGAGGUGCAGAGGUGGGGCUCUGGGGUCCCAGCUGCACCGAAUUCUGUCUGUGCCAAGUUUCCAUUCUUUGGAGAGUGAAGGGGAGGCAGUUCUGUUUUGUCUGUGCCCCCCACUUAGGACCCCAAGUCCCAGCAAGCACUUUUGGCCAGCUGGUGCUUCUCCUCCAAAGAAACAGCACUGAAUUUUUACCUAAGUGCCAAUUCUGAAUCCUCUUACGGUAGUACCAGGUAGUAAAAAUGUUAAAGAGUUUGUCUUCUUUUAAGUGUGAAUACCUGGAAAUCAAUGUGUUUUUAUAUAUGGUGUAUUUUUGGAGCUAAACAAAGAUCCAGGACUUUAAAUAUCCUGGUUUUAAAAGUCAUAAAUAAAAUGUAAAAUAUUCUGCCAUAACCCUUUUUGUCUGCGUGGCUUCUAUUAUUUUGGGACUGCAUGUGAGCAAAGGGGUUUCACAUGACUGUUUCUUAACUGACUGUCAAAAGCAUGUAAUACCAUAUUAUUUUAUCUGUAUGCUAUAUUAGGGAGGGGAUGGGAUUGGACAAAAAAAAUGCUCUUGGACAAAAUCUUGUGUAUUCUUACUUCAGAAUAAAUCCCAUGGCACUCAGUGUAGCUUACUCCUAAGUAGGCAUGCCUAGGGUUGUACUGUUAAGGAUCCAUGCCCCUGCAUGCUUGCAUGGGAGUAAGCUUUACUGAACAUAGUUGGACUUUCUGAAUGCGCUUUGGUUUUGGGCUGCAGAUGUGCUGGUAGAAGAGGCUUGCACCUGUUCAACAGGAUCCAGCUUUGAUUAGAAGGUGCCUUUUUAAAUGAGAUUUUAACUUGCAUCUAAUGAAUUGAGCCAAAUAGUGUUUCAGGCCGCAGAGGCAGGGAUGCAGGUAAUCCAGUGAUAAUGCUUUGUAGAAGGUAACACAGACAUGGUAAACUUUCUUUUUAACCAUUUCACCAUACAUUUUGAACACACUUUAAAUGUAAAAUAUUAAAUUAUAUUUUACAGAAUUAUUUCUCCCCAACACCACCUCUGUUUUGGCUGUCACUCUUAUGGGAAAUUUUUUACUUUAGUCGUGUAAAUGAAGUUGAGGGUGGGUGCUCCCCCCUUUUUUUACUGCAUCUGGCAGUAUGAUAAGGUCAGCCUAUUUAUUUUAAAAAUAAUAUUUUGAGGGAGGGGAGGAGGAUGGUUAGAACCAGAUUUCUUUUGCUCAGUUGUUUAGCAUGGCACCCAUUUCUUCUGAGUAAGCAUGCUAGUACUGGAACUUUAACCUGGGCUGUUGGUGUUUCUCAAAAGGUUUAUUAUCAAAAGGGGAGAGACUGCACAGGUACAACAUCAUCGUCGUCAUCAUCAUGGUGAUAAUGAUGUUGGGAAUCAGAGCAGACUUGCAAACAGCCACUUGGCUGUGGUGGGGAUUCCCUCCAGGAGACCAAGAAAGGACCCCCAGCAAGUGUCAUUUCUCCGAGGCUACACAGAGUUGUGUGGGCAGGGCUCCCUCAGCAAAAAUAAUUUGUGCGCUCAUAACUUUCUAUGAUAGAGACUGGAGCCAUAGCAGCCAAGAUCUGUGGCCAGGUUAUUAUGUGGGAGGCUUUGAGUUUGCUUGGAGGAGUGGCACUGGGGAGGCAGUGCUGGAUUUAGGGCAGUGCGGGCGGUUCCCUCACACAGGGCACAGAACCGAGGGGGGUGCAAAAUUUUAAAAUCAACUUAUACCAAAAGGAGUUAUUGUGAAAAUAAGAAAUAUUUAGGGGGUGUGUGUGCCAAUUUUUGACCUUGCUCGGGUCGCCAUAUUGCCAAAGUCCAUCAUGGUGGAGGGGAGGGAGAGUCUUUUUGCCACGUGUCCUUUCCCUGCUCUAAAUCAACCCUCCAUGAUGCCUAAAAAAGCUGUUAUCGGCACCGUAGCAAAAGCUUACUUGGGCCUUUGGGACAGGGUGUGUUUGAUGAGUGCUACAAGCUCUUUCUUAGUGCUGCUUAUCCAAUUGUGCUCUGAGCCCACUGCAGCUUUUAGGUAAAAAUGAAAAAUUUCUCGAGACCUGAAUGCACUGUAUCUCUUUUUCUGUUCUCUUUUGCAAGGUGGGAGUUAAAUGCAGAGAAGUGAGUUUAGCUACCUUUACUGGGAUCUGCACCCAAAAUCUUUCAGAUUACCCGUCACUGUUCCUUCCUGGUUUAGUGGCUUAUUUGAGCAACUCUGUCCGUUUCCUGCAUCAUUAGGCUGCGUUCUCCUAACCACUGGCUCCUCAGCAAAAAGAGAGAGCAAAAAAUGCCACUAGCAGAGAGAUCAGCCUCUGUCCCUAAACUGUCUUUCUCCUUAUAUUCCUGAAUCUCUCUGCUGUUCUCCCCAGCAUAAGGCAGUACUGUACUCUGAAGCUGAUCACAUUUCGCUGCCUUUUGGUGGCUCAGAUCUCUGUGCUUCACUUGCCCACUGCAAAGAGAGAGCUGGGCCUGCAAACGAGCUGCAAAUAAAUUCAUUUGUGAAGCUCUGUGGCACUUCUAGAUUGCCAGGAGGGUUUGCUUAGUCAUGCAGUUCCCAAGCAGUGUAUUUUGGGACGGGGGACGGGGGCACCAAAGUCAACACCACCACCAUCAUAUUGAGAAGGUCAUUAUGUUGCACUGACCCCUCCCUCUUUACCAGUAUAGGGGGAGCAGCUACAAGAGAAGGGAUAGCAAAUGGCACUGGAACUUGCUCAUACUGCACAUGAUAUAGCUCCAUCCCUGACUUGGCUAUCCUACAACUGAUGGGGGUGGGUGGGGGUGAUGGCCCAGUGUCCUGGGAGCUGCUUGAGAAGAUCUGGCAUAAACUAAUGGCAAAUCAAAUCUCUGGGUACUGGUCCUUAUGAAGCUGGAAUGGCACCAUCCAGGCAACAGAGGGGAGGUCUCAGUAGGUUCCCAAGGUUUGAAAAAGUACAACAAAAAUGGAGGAGAAAGAAACUAAGAGGGCUGAGACUCUCCAAAAUAGGAUUGGUUGUGCACGACAACCACAAAAUGCUCAGUGUCUAUUGGGAGCAAAAACCGAGUGGGUGGUGGAGGGAAUGGAAUGGAGUCCUCUUAGGAAGGGCCUGGUGGCUGGCUGGUAAGCAGCCUGCACAUGAGCACCCCACCCUGCAAGCGUAUUGUUGUGGGUCCCAUCUGUACACAUCUCAUUGAGUACAGAGUGCAAUGUACCUUGAGGUUUAAUAUAGGAACAAGGGUUGCUCCUGGGCAAUCAAAAGUUUGGAAAACAUUCCUUGAGAUGUUUGUGGCUGCUGUUAAUGGUUUGACUUCGCUGGCUGCUUUGGAAAGGGCAGAGAGGAGAGAGUGAAAGGAGUCAUGUGAAGAGUCUUGCUAUCUACCUUGAAGGAAGGACAAGUGUGCUCUCUCUCUCCCCCCCCCCAUCCUCAUCUGGGCAACCUGAAAAUGCCCUUUAAUGAGGAAGAGCAGAAGUCAGAAAGGGCAGCUUUGCUACGGUAGCUGAUCCUUGGGUUCUGUGUGUGCAGAGCAGCAUUUGGAGAACAAAGGACUUAAUCCCUGGCUCUGGCCAGGGCUGAUGGGAGUUGUAGUCCAUAACACCUGGAGGCACCAGGCUGAACAAGACUGAAUUUGAGCUAAACACUUAAAAAAUAUACAUUUUUAAAACUAUGUCUAUAAUAAAAGAACAUGAGCUCAAGUAGUACAAGUGUACAUGAUCUUUACAUAAGAGGGAAUAAUGUAUAAUGCUGAACACUGUUCUGGCAGUCUAGUAUUUUAAAGGACUAUAAAUGAAAUACAUAUUUCAGUAAUCUGUUUGGCUAUGAAUUGUCCCUCCUCGAUGCCUGAUGAAUAUGCCACUUUGGUUCAGAAGGCCACUUUCUAAAUACUUUCACACAAUCAUCUACUGGCAGAGUUAAUGGAGAUUCCCAGUACAAAACAAUUACGGUAAUUAUUUUGUAGCUAAUAAAUCUAAGCACCUAUGGAUCAUCACACGCAGUAGUCAAUAAAUCUUUCCCAAAAUAUUUUUUGAUUGAGUGGGAUUAUGUAGUUUGUAGUUUCUUCUAGUAUUCCUACAUUUUGCAUCUAAUAAGGACAAGGACACAGGUAACAACCUUAGCCAGACCAAUUACUUCACUUGCCUCAGUAUUGUCCAUAUCAGUCUUCCCAAGUGUGUGCUUUCCAGGUGUAUUUAGGGCUACAUUGUAGUGCAGAAAUCUUAAAAGGCACCAGGUUAAGGAAAGCUAGUCUAUGCUCGCAGGCAGAAGCUUCUCCAGACUUUCAGACUGGGGACUUUAAAAGUGCUUGAUUUUUGCUAGAUUAUGUGCUGGAUUUCCUAGUUGAUGUCUGUACACACAAUUUUUAA
Messenger RNA from Zootoca vivipara (common lizard), 6712 nucleotides. It is a transcript of the gene CEBPA, whose product is annotated as CCAAT enhancer binding protein alpha. Lineage: Eukaryota; Metazoa; Chordata; Lepidosauria; Squamata; Lacertidae. The record is from RefSeq and is a predicted model, not a curated record. Gene Ontology annotation, biological process: DNA-templated transcription; myeloid cell differentiation; regulation of transcription by RNA polymerase II. Gene Ontology annotation, molecular function: DNA-binding transcription factor activity, RNA polymerase II-specific; RNA polymerase II cis-regulatory region sequence-specific DNA binding.